Megalobrama amblycephala (Wuchang bream) is the source of this 1628-nucleotide messenger RNA. It is a transcript of the gene snx12, whose product is annotated as sorting nexin 12. The record is from RefSeq and is a predicted model, not a curated record. The coding region runs from base 229 to 711 and encodes 160 amino acids. Gene Ontology annotation, molecular function: phosphatidylinositol-3-phosphate binding. Lineage: Eukaryota; Metazoa; Chordata; Actinopteri; Cypriniformes; Xenocyprididae. Gene Ontology annotation, cellular component: retromer complex; early endosome membrane. The transcript has 6 exons. Gene Ontology annotation, biological process: late endosome to Golgi transport; endocytic recycling.
GGGUCAUGAAGCACGUCUCCCAAACUGCUGCACACAUAUCAUCGAAUCGGUGAGAAACGCAGGAUUUCCUGUGGUGUUGCUGAAGUGGACACAUUCAAGUUUUAGAUUCGCAGAAGUACCUAGCCCAAUUUUAACAUCCAUCGAUUUAAUGUCUUAAUCAACACCAUCUCAUCCGUACGUGCCAUAGACUACACCUUGACGUAGUUAGUCUGAAAGAAGUAAUCAAAAAUGUCCGAACCCACAGUGGCCGAUACUCGCCGGUUAAACUCCAAGCCGCAGGACCUGACGGACGCCUACGGCCCUCCCAGCAACUUUCUGGAAAUCGACGUGUACGACCCUCAGACAAUAGGAGUCGGCCGCAACCGCUUCACCACUUACGAAGUCCGAAUGAGGACAAAUCUACCAAUUUUUAAACUGAAGGAGUCGUGUGUCAGACGAAGAUACAGCGACUUCGAGUGGCUGAAGAACGAGCUGGAAAGAGACAGCAAGAUUGUUGUGCCUCCAUUGCCUGGAAAGGCAUUGAAGAGACAGCUUCCCUUCCGUGGAGAUGAGGGCAUUUUUGAGGAGUCCUUCAUUGAGGAGAGACGAGCUGGGCUUGAACAGUUCAUCAACAGAAUUGCAGGUCAUCCUUUGGCCCAGAAUGAACGCUGUCUUCACAUGUUCCUGCAGGAAGAAAGUAUUGACCGGAACUACAUUCCCGGAAAAGUGUGAAUAAAGCCUGUGAUGAAGGUUUUGGUAAAAUCCCUCCCUGUCCUGGACCCAUCUGCUCUACCAGCUCUUUUCUGCACAUCAGUCAAAACCUUUCACAGCUGCUGUCCAUAAUAUCCUGUAUAUAUUUCUGUUCUGGGAUAGAACUAAACUACAACAUCUAUUUCACUCUGAGGAUGAACUCAACUUAAUGCUGUAUUUAUACCUCAUGCACUCAUUUUGUGGAAAGAAACAUGUUUUUUUUUUGUUUUUUUUUUUGGGCUGAUCUUUGAACAAAUACUCCUUUCCUUUAAAAAUAGGUUUAAACUCCUGGCUUUAACCUUUCAGGCAACCCACUGAUUUUUCUUCAAUAAAAAAUAAAAUAAUAAGGAGAAUUUGGAACAUUGCUCACUGUAUUCUGAAUUAAAAGCUUGUCUAAGAUUAAUUACAUAAUUCAAUCCUAAAAAAACAAAAAGUGACAUGUUAAAAAGUUGAGUAGUUGCAUCACAAAUCCAGAGAACAAUUAUCAAACUAACUUGCCAAAUGUAGCACCUCAGAUACUAAAAACUGGGAUUGCCUCUUGACAAUGUCUUCCUUUACAUUCCAUAUUUCAUUUGUAUCCUUUUGACUUUGAUUAAAUAUGUUAUAACAAGGCUUUUGCAACCAUUGUAUUUUCUUUUGUUUAGCGUCAGUGUAAUGAGUCAAGCUUUGGGAAUGUAUAUAUUCGAUCACUGUGAAAAACUGAAUUCCAUUAUGACAAAAUGUGUUACAUUUGCUGUUUUGUCUCUACUAUGCCAUCUCUUAAAAUGAGUUGUGUUAUUUUCUGGCUCUUUCCAUUCUGGUUAUUUUCAGGACUGUGUGUAAAGAAAAGGGCACUAAUUGAUUUUUAAUCCGAUAGCCAUCCUUUCUACCCAUGAAUAAACCCCCUAUGUCUCCUUCAA